Molecule: messenger RNA, 962 nt
Organism: Pundamilia nyererei
Lineage: Eukaryota; Metazoa; Chordata; Actinopteri; Cichliformes; Cichlidae
Product: sodium/potassium-transporting ATPase subunit beta-2-like
Exons: 8
Coding region: 43-699 (218 amino acids)
Biological process (GO): sodium ion export across plasma membrane; intracellular sodium ion homeostasis; potassium ion import across plasma membrane
Cellular component (GO): sodium:potassium-exchanging ATPase complex
Molecular function (GO): ATPase activator activity
Source: RefSeq, a predicted model, not a curated record
GACUACAAGCCCACCUGGCAGGACCAGCUGGCCACUCCAGGGAUGAUGAUUCGCCCAAAGGGAAACCAGCUGGAGAUCACCUUCUCCACCUCAGACACCGAGAGCUGGGACGGCUUCAUCCACAAUCUCAACUCCUUCCUGUCCCCGUACAACGACAGCUAUCAGGUUCAGACCAACGAUGAAUGCACACCUGACGAGUACUUCAUCCAAGAGGACAGCGGAGAGGUGAGGAACAAUCCCAAACGUUCCUGUCAGUUCAAUCGGACGAUGUUGGAGGAGUGUUCGGGGGUUUUGGAUCGUUUCUAUGGUUACGACAAAGGACAGCCCUGCAUCCUCAUCAAACUGAACCGGGUGAUCGGGAUGUUACCGGGGAAGGAAAGACAGUCUCCUUAUGUCACCUGUGCAGCAAAGAGGUACAGAGUGGGUGAAAAUGAGUGGAGGGAGGACAGCGACAAGAUCGGACCUCUGGCUUAUUAUCCUCCUAAUGGGACCUUCAACCUCAUGUACUACCCGUACUAUGGCAAGAAGGCCCAGGUGAACUACACUCAGCCUCUAGUGGCCGUGAAGUUCCUGAAUGCCUCUCUGAACACAGACAUCAACGUGGAGUGUAAAGUGAUCUCCAACACGCUCGCCGCCGGCAGUGACAGGGACAAGUUCGCCGGACGCGUCUCCUUCAAACUGCGAAUCAACGACAAAUAGACACACACACUGACACAGACACACACACACACAAACACACACAAACACGUGAAAGCUGCACUCAUCCAGAUGUUUCCACUUCCUGUCACAGCCUCACACUGACCAGCUGUAUUUUAUAAUUCCAUGUUGUGUUCACUGACCAUGAUGGUGAUGCGUUCACUGACCAGGGUCAUGAUGCAUUUACUGACCAUAAUCAUGAUGCAUUCAGUGACCAUGAUGAUGAUGAUGCGUUCACUGACCAGGGUCAUGAUGCAUUUACUGAC